GACGGCGGGCCGCGGCGGGCCGGGCCGGGCCGGGCCGUGCCGGGCCGGGAUGGAGGCCGUGCCCCGCAUGCCCAUGAUCUGGCUGGACCUCAAGGAGGCCGGCGAGUUCGCCUUCAACGCCGCCGUCAAGAAGUUUGUCCUGAAGAACUAUGGGGAGAACCCAGAGAACUACAACGAGGAGCUACGGAAGCUGGAGGUGCUCCGGCAGAGUGCCGUGAACGUGCCCAGGGACUUUGAAGGCUGCAGCACGCUGAGGAAGUACUUCGGCCAGCUCCAUUACCUGCAGAGCCGGAUCCCCAUGGGCGCCGAGCAGGAGGCUGCAGUUCCCAUUGCGUGGACUGAGAUCUUUUCGGGUAAGACGGUGACUCACGAGGACAUCAAGUAUGAGCAGGCGUGCAUCCUCUACAACCUGGGUGCGCUGCACUCCAUGCUGGGCGCCAUGGACAAGAGGGUGUCCGAGGAGGGCAUGAAGGUUUCGUGCACCCAUUUCCAGUGUGCUGCUGGGGCUUUUACGUACCUGAGGGAUCACUUCACCCACUCCUACAGCGUAGACAUGAGUCAUCAGAUCCUCAACCUCAACAUCAACCUCAUGCUGGGGCAGGCGCAGGAGUGUCUCCUGGAGAAGUCCAUGCUGGACAACAGGAAGAGUUUCCUUGUGGCCCGGAUCAGCGCCCAGGUUGUAGAUUACUACAAAGAGGCCUGCCGGGCUUUGGAAAACUCAGAAACUGCUUCACUGCUGGGAAAGAUCCAGAAAGACUGGAAGAAGUUGGUUCAGAUGAAGAUCUACUAUUUUGCUGCUGUGGCCCAUUUGCACAUGGGAAAACAGGCUGAGGAGCAGCAGAAAUUUGGGGAAAGGGUCAUCUACUUCCAGAGUGCUCUGGAUAAGCUCAAUGAAGCUAUCAAACUGGCAAAGGGCCAGCCGGAAACCGUCCAAGAAGCCUUGAGAUUCACCAUGGACGUGAUUGGUGGCAAGUAUAAUUCAGCCAAGAAGGACAAUGACUUUAUCUACCACGAAGCUGUGCCUGCCCUGGACACCCUGCAGUCAGUUAAAGGUGCCCCGCUUGUGAAAGCCCUCCCUGUCAACCCCACGGACCCGGCUGUCACUGGCCCUGAUAUAUUUGCCAAGCUGGUUCCCAUGGCCGCCCAUGAGGCGUCUUCACUGUACAGUGAGGAGAAGGCAAAACUGCUGAGAGAUGUGAUGGCAAAGAUCGAAGCCAAGAAUGAAGUGCUGGACCAGUUCAUGGACUCCAUGCAGCUGGACCCCGAGACCGUGGACAACCUGGACAUGUACAGCCACAUUCCCCCCAUCCUGAUGGAGAAGUGUGCCGCGCUGAGUGUGCGCCCGGACACUGUCAAGAACCUGGUCCAGUCCAUGCAGGUGCUCUCUGGGGUCUUCACUGACGUGGAGGCCUCCCUGAAGGAGAUCAGAGAUCUUCUUGAGGAGGACGAGGCUGAAGAGCGGAAGCUGCAGGAGCUGCUUGGGAAGAGCCCACCACCGCAGGCGUCUUCUCUGUCCCCGGGGCUGGCUGAGGUCAGCAAGGAGUGCUCCAAGUACAUGGAGGUGCACGAGAAGGCCAGCUUCACCAACACGGAGCUGCACAAAGCGAUGAACCUGCACAUCGGCAACCUCCGACUGCUCAGCGGGCCCCUGGAGCAGGUCCGGGCCGCGCUGCCCUCGCCCUCGCUGACCGAAGAUGACAAGCAGGUGCUGCAGAACCUGAAGCGGAUCCUGGCCAAGGUGCAGGAGAUGCGGGAUCAGCGGGCAUCCCUGGAGCAGCAGCUGCGCGAAAUGAUCCAGAAGGACGAUAUCACCACGUCGCUGGUCACCACCGACCGCUCCGAGAUGAAGAAACUCUUUGAGGAGCAGCUGAAGAAAUAUGACCAGAUCAAGGUGUACCUGGAGCAGAACCUGGCUGCCCAGGAAAACGUCCUGAAGGCCCUGACAGACGCCAAUGUCAAAUAUGCAGCUGUGCGCAAGGCCCUGGCCGAGGUGGAGCACAAGUGGAACACCACCGUUCAGACCUUGGUGGCCUCAUACGAAGCCUAUGAGGACCUGAUGAAGAAAUCGCAGGAGGGGAAGGACUUCUACACGGACCUGGAGGGGAAAGCUGCCAAGCUGCUUGAGAAGGCCCGGGCGGCCUGCCAAGCUGCCGAAGCCAACAGGCAGCAGAUCUUGGAGAAGGAGAUGAAGAAGCAGCCGCCCCCUCGGCCCACCGCCCCCAAACCAGCCUUGCAGAAGAAGCCGUCGGAGCUGGACCUGGAGGGGGCCGGGGCGCUGGACGCCGGCGAGCUGCCGCCGCUGGGCGCGCUGGGGCUGGCGGACCUGCCGGAGGACCUGCGCAGCCUGCCCCCGGACGUGCUGGCCGGCCACCUGGCCCGCCUGCCGCCCGCCACGCUGGCCGCGCUGGCCCUUGACCCGGCCCUGGCCGCGGGGCUGCGACCCGCCGGCCCCGAGCUCUUGCCGCCGGCCGCCAGGCUGGCAAGCGCCCCGCUGCAGCCGCCCCCCGCGCCGGGCCGCCUCCCCGGCCCCUUCGCCCCUGCCCCCUUCCCCGCCGCCCCGGCGCUGCCUGGCCACUACCGCCUGCCGGCAGCGGCCGCCUCUGCGCCAGGCCCCUUCCCCGCCGGCGCCCCGGUGCUGCCGGCGCAGCUCCUGCAGCCCUCCGCCCCCCAGGCGGCCGGGCUCCCUCCCAGCUCGGCCCCCUCCUCUGCCCCCCAGCUCUUCCCGGCCACCCCCAUCGUCCGAGGCCCGGUGCAGCCCGGCUAUACCGGGCCCCACGUGCUUCCACCGCCGUCGUCCCCGCAGCACGGCCCCACUCUGCCUCCCGGUGCCUCCUACGGCCCCGCUCAGCCCAGGGUGCCGGCGCCCGGCCCCCUGCGCCCCCCGGGGCCAGCACUGGCGGGGGCCCCCGAGCCAGCCCCGGGCGUCCGCCCGGCCACCACCACGGUGGACAGCGUCCAGGCCCCCAUCCCCAGCUGUGCCGCCCCCCACGGCGGCGGCCCCCCACGGCUCCCCGGGCCUCCUCUGCCCCCAGGGGGCUUCCUGGCCCCGCAGCGCCCUGGCGGCCCCCCGGCCCCCUUUCCCUAUGCCCAAGGCGGGCUGCAGCCCUUUGGGCAGCCGGCGCAGCACCCUUUCCCCGCUGCGCAGCACCCACACGCCUUCACCCCCCGCAGCCCAGCUGCAGCCCGGCCUGAGCUGCCGGCUCACUCCCAGGGCCUCGGCGGCCCCCAGCCCUUCCCGCCGGCUGCCCCCUUCCUGCCCUCGAGCGGGCCCCCGGCCCCACUGCCCUUCCAGCCGCCGGCGCAGUUCACCCAGCCCUUUGCCGGCCCCGGGGGGCAGCUGCCGCCACCGGCGCCCAGCCAGCCCCCGCUGCGCCCACAGCUCUACCAGCUCCCAGGCCAGGACAAGCUGCCACCCCACGGGUUGGCGCCCCACACCAGCGCCCUGCCCUUCGCUGCACCGGUACCGCGGCCCCCUGGGCCCAGCAUCUCGCCCGCGCCACCCCUGCACCCGGCGCUGGGUGGGCUGCAGCCAGUGCCCGCCGGCUCCCCGGUGCCACCCUUCUGCCCCAGCCCUGCCCCACGGCAUCCGGCGCCCGCCAGCCAGCCCGGCCCCCACCACGUGCCCCCCUCCCCCAGCCCUGGCCUGAGCCAGCUGCCGGGCCCCGGCGUGGUGCAGGGCCCGCUGGCGCCGUCCCCGGUGCCCGUGCAGCCGCCGGCUCUGGCGCCCGGCUCCGGCGCGCUGCCGCAGAGACCUCCACCCUCGCUGACGCCAGGCUCAGCCCCGCUCACCCAGGGCCCCGGCGAGGCCCCCUUCCAGCGGCAGAGCUCCUCCACCGACGACCUCCUCUCCUCCAGCCCCGAGAGCCAGCACGGCGGCUCCAAGGCGGCCGUGGGGCAGCCCCUGCUGCAGCCCACCAAGGCCGACGCCAAGGAGGGCCAGAAGCCCAAGGCGGUGCAGCUCAUCGAGACCGACCCCUACGAGAAGCCCGAGCGCGUCCUGCGGCUGCAGGCGGAGCUGGGCCGUUUCCGGAGCCUGGUGGAGCGGCUGGAGCGCCCGGGCCCCGGCGGCGCCACCGAGCUCGACGCCGUCUGGAAGGAGCUGCAGGACGCGCAGGAGCGGGACGCGCGGCAGCUCUCCAUCGCCAUCGCCCGCUGCUACUCCAUGAAGAACCGCCACCAGGACAUCAUGCCCUACGACAGGAACCGCGUAGUGCUCCACUCGGGCAAGGACGACUACAUCAACGCCAGCAGGGUGGAGGACCUGUCGCCCUACUGCCCCACCAUCAUCGCCACGCAGGCCCCGCUCCUGGGCACCGCCGCCGACUUCUGGCUCAUGAUCUACGAGCAGAAGGUCUCCGUCGUCGUCAUGCUGGUGUCGGAGCAGGAGCUGGACAAGCAGAAGGUGCUGCGGUACUUCCCGCCGGAGCGGGGCCAGCCCGUGGUGCAGGGGCCCGUCACCCUCGUCCUCACCAGCCUCAAGGCGACCCCCACGCACGUGGAGCGCAUGAUCACGCUGCAGUACCGCGACCAGAGCCUCAAGCGCACCGUCAUCCACCUGCAGUUCACCUCCUGGCCGGAGCUGGGCCUGCCCGACAGCAAGGGGAGCCUCCUCCGCUUCGUCCAGGAGGUGCACGGCCACUACCUGCACCAGCGCCCGCUGCACACGCCCGUGGUGGUGCACUGCAGCUCCGGCGUGGGCCGCACCGGGGCCUUCUGCCUGCUCUACGCGGCCAUGCAGGAGGUGGAGGCCGGCAACGGCAUCCCGCACCUGGCCCAGCUGGUGAAGCGGAUGCGGCAGCAGCGGAAGCACAUGCUGCAGGAGAAGCUCCACCUCAAGUUCUGCUACGAAGCCGUCCUGCAGCACGUGGAGCAGCUGCUGCAGCGCCACGGCGUCGGCGCGCCGGCCGCCUGCAAGCCCCCCAACAACACCUCCCCCAAGCUCUACUUCCACCAGGACCCCCAGGACCUGGUGCUGGGCGGGGACAUGCCCAUCAGCUCCAUCCAGGCCACCAUCGCCAAGCUGAGCAUCAAGCCGGCGGGGGCUGGCGCCGAGCCGGGGGGGAGCUGGACGCCGGAGCCCGCUGCGGCGCCCGAGGCCCUGGACGGCGAGGUGAUGCCGGCGCUGCCGGAGAGCGCCCCGGAUGGCGUCGGCCCCCCCGUUCCCGAGCCCCCCGCGCCGGGGCCGCCCCUCCCUGAGGCGCCCAGCACCCCCGAGAGCAGCAACCCGGCGGAGGAGGCGGCGGCGCCGGCGGCGCCCCGGGGCGAGGUGGCGCUGCCCCCCGCGGCCCCCUGCUCCUCCUCGCUGGAGCUGCUGGCCUCGCUGACGCCCGAGGCCUUCACCUUGGACGCCUCGCUCAAGGGCAAGCAGCGCAUGAACAAGCAGAACUUCCUGCAGGCGCAGCCGGGCGAGGGGCUGCGGGGGCCCCGGCCCAGCGACGACCCCCUCAGCCUGCUCGACCCGCUCUGGACGCUCAACAAGACAUGAGGGGCAGCGCGUCGGGGGGGGGGGGGCACCCCUGGGUGCUGCUGUGCCCAGCAGCACCGCAGCUGCCUCACGUCCCG
Rhea pennata is the source of this 5562-nucleotide messenger RNA. RefSeq names its product protein tyrosine phosphatase non-receptor type 23 (gene PTPN23). Gene Ontology annotation, molecular function: protein tyrosine phosphatase activity; protein binding. Gene Ontology annotation, biological process: protein dephosphorylation; endocytic recycling; protein transport to vacuole involved in ubiquitin-dependent protein catabolic process via the multivesicular body sorting pathway. The record is from RefSeq and is a predicted model, not a curated record. Lineage: Eukaryota; Metazoa; Chordata; Aves; Rheiformes; Rheidae. Gene Ontology annotation, cellular component: endosome.